Molecule: messenger RNA, 1959 nt
Organism: Arvicola amphibius (Eurasian water vole)
Lineage: Eukaryota; Metazoa; Chordata; Mammalia; Rodentia; Cricetidae
Gene: Adat1
Product: adenosine deaminase tRNA specific 1
Biological process (GO): RNA processing
Molecular function (GO): adenosine deaminase activity; RNA binding
Source: RefSeq, a predicted model, not a curated record
AUGACCAGUGAGCACCAACAGAUCCAGAGAGCUUUGGAGUCUAUCCCUGGUAACUCCACGUCUUUAGACCAGGGCUGGGCCAUUGAACUCACAGGAGAUCCACCCCUCUGCCUACUGGCCUCCCGACGUGCUGGAAUUACAGCUGUGCACCACCACUGUCCCGUUCCAGGAAAUGACAAGGAAGUUGUCUAUGGGACAGGGACGAAAGGUAUAGGCCAGUCCAAGAUGAGGGAAGAGUGGACACUGGGACACACUGGCUCCAGGACAGAGCCAGGCUACCAAAAGAAACCCUGUCUCAAGAUAGAGUGUCAAAGUUGGUGGUACAAUGCUUUUAAGCCCAGCAUUUGGGAGACGAGACUGUGGAUUUCUCUGAGUUCUAGUGAGGCCCCAGGCCAGCCAGAGCUACCAACGGGAGACAUCCUCAAUGACAGCCAUGCUGAGAUCAUAGCCAGAAGGAGUUUCCAGAGGUACCUUCUCCAUCAGCUCCAUUUGGCAGCCGUCCUGAAAGAAGAUAGUAUCUUUGUGCCAGGAACUCAAAGAGGACUGUGGAAGCUCAGACCUGACCUGUCUUUUGUGUUUUUCUCUAGCCACACACCCUGUGGGGAUGCCUCCAUCAUUCCAGCUUUGAGUCUGAAGACAAAACCUUGCUGUCCUUUCAUCAGAAAUUGGGCCGACGACUCAUCUGUAGAAAGGAGUGAGAAUCUAGAAGAUUCCAAAAAUAAAAGGAAUUGUGAGGACCGUGACAGUCCUGUAGCCAAGAAGAUGAAGCUUGGAACUCCUGCCAGGGGCGCUCUCGGCUGUGUGGCUCACCAUGGGAUGCAGGAAAGUAGUAAAAUCAAACCAGAUGUACAUAGCUCUAAUCUCACCAAGGAGGAACUCGACGCUGCCGGUGGAACAGCUCCAGGUAGUUUCAAAGUGGUGGAUGUGUAUAGAACAGGAGCCAAGUGUGUGCCUGGAGAAACUGGAGACUUGAGAGAGCCAGGCGCUGCCUACCACCAGGUGGGGCUGCUCCGAGUGAAGCCAGGCAGGGGCGACAGGACGUGCUCCAUGUCCUGCAGUGACAAAAUGGCAAGGAGCGUCCUCGGAUGUCAGGCAGGGCAACUGCUGAUGCACUUCCUGGAAAAGCCCAUCUAACCUGUCCCGCCGUGGUCCAUUGGGAAGUGCCCGUACAGCCAGGAGGCAAUGAGGAGAGCCUUGACUGGCAGGUGUCAGGACAUCGUGGCUUACCCAGAGGCUUGGAGUUCCUGAACUGAGAUAGAGCAGUCAAGUUUACUGUUUGAACAGAGCCGCUGUGCAGUGCAAGCGCAGAGAGCCGACGGACCAGGCCGGCUCGUUCCUUGUGGGGCAGAUGUGACUGGCCAAAGGUUUCCCAGGGAACAACCAAGAAGAAAUUGGAGCCCUCGGGCCAGAUCCCGAAUCAGCAAGGUGGAACUCUUUAGAUCAUUCCAGAAGCUGCUGAGUAGCAUUGCAGAAGACAAGCGGCCAGACUCUGUCAGGAUGCAGAAGCUGGACAGCUAUCAGGAGUACAAGGAGGCUGCCGCUGCCUACCAAGAAUCCUGGAGUGCGCUCCGGAGGAAACAGCCCUUUGCAUCCUGGAUCAGAAACCCACCUGAAUACCACCAAUUUAAAUGAGCUCUUGCUGCCAUCAGGACCCUUCCUAUUGACCUGCCCCUCUUCAUGCUGCGCAAACCUCUGCUUUUUCGGUGCUUAAGUCAGAGAAGAAAGAAACGCCUUCUCCCAGAGUGCUGCACCUCAGUGUCAGUAAAGAUGGAACCUAUACCUCAUCGAUCUGUACUUGCUUGGAGUAGCUCCUUGGCUAAAAUGGCCUCUCGCCGGGUGGUGAUGGUUCAACCUUUAAUCCCAGCAGGUGGGAGGCAGAGGCAGGAAGAGCGGAUCCCAGUGAGUUUGAGGCCAUUCUGGUCUACAGAGCGAGUUCCAGGACUGGCUCCAAAGCUACAG